AUGUGGAUAAAAAUAGAUAAACUUGACCAUGAAAAUAAUCAAAUCUUAGCACUCCCAAAGAACGAUUCACUUAUUGGGAAUAAUCUAAAAAUACCUCAUUUUCCGAACGCUCGUCCAUAUCCUCCAAUUGACAAAGAUUUAAGUCAUGAAAAUGCGAAACGCCGAUCUGUCGAUGAUGAACACGGUGAAAAUCAUUUGCCUGAUAUUGUGCCGCCUGUUAAUGAGGACAAUAAUGUGCUUGUGCAACCUGACUAUAAGGAAAAGUCUAGAAUUAUGGGCGGUAAUGAACCUGUUGAAAGCAGUCGUUCAGAUAAACUAUCGGUCAUAGCCAAAUUAGGCUUAUCUCCUAGUUCUCCUCCUCCAAAAAGCGACGAAUACUCAACAGGUCCAGGUGAAGGUGGUAAAGCAUAUACAGUAAAUCGUGAAGACUUAUCACCAGCUGAACAGUUAAUAUUCGACAAGGGUUGGGAAGAUAAUGCCUAUAAUCAAUAUGCUAGCGAUCGAAUUAGUGUGAGACGAUAUUUGCCAGACUAUAGAGAAGGAGCGUGUAAAGUCGAUAAAUAUAGAAGUAAUCUGCCCUCAGCAUCAAUUAUAAUUUGUUUUCAUAAUGAAGCUUGGUCAGUAUUAUUACGUUCAGUACAUUCAGUGAUAGAUCGAUCUCCACCAAGUUUGUUAAAUGAAAUUAUACUUGUUGACGAUUUCUCUGAUCGUCCCUAUCUCAGAGAAGCACUAGAAGAAUAUAUGGGAAUAGCAAGAAUGAUUGGUGCAGAACACAGUACUGGGAAAGUGCUCGUGUUUCUAGAUUCGCAUAUUGAAUGUACCACAGGUUGGCUUGAACCACUUUUAGAUCGUAUUGCUUACAAUUCGUCAAUUGUUGUUGUCCCUGUAAUAUCGACUAUAAGUGAUAAAACGUUGAAGUAUAAUUUUCUUAAGGCGGCUCAUGUUCAAGUUGGUGGAUUUGAUUGGAGUUUAACAUUCCGAUGGCACGAACAAACUGAACGUGACAAAAAUCGACCUGGUGCACCGUAUUCACCUGUUAGAUCACCUACCAUGGCAGGUGGUUUAUUUGCUAUAAGUCGUGAGUAUUUUAAUCAUCUUGGGAAGUAUGAUUCUGGGAUGGAAAUAUGGGGAGGUGAAAAUUUGGAACUGUCAUUCAAAGUUUGGAUGUGUGGUGGUAGUUUAGAAACUGUCGUGUGCAGUCUUGUUGGACAUAUCUUUCGUAGUCGUUCACCAUACAAAUGGAAUAUUAAUGUAAAAGAUCCUUUGAAAAGAAAUCUACUCCGUUUGGCUGAUGUAUGGCUUGAUGAUUAUAAACGAUUUUAUCAUGCUCGUAUUGGAUUUAACACUAUUGAUUUUGGAGAUGUUUCAGAACGCAAAGCCUUACGAGAAAAACUGAAAUGUCACUCAUUUGAUUGGUAUUUAACCAAUGUUUAUCCUGAAUUAUUUGUUCCUUCGAAAGCUUUGGCUUCUGGUGAUAUUGAAAGUGCUGUUGGUCCACACUGUUUGGAUUCACCAACUCCUCGUACUGGAGAUAAAAAACAAACUAUAAUCAAAAUAUGGCCAUGUCAUAAACAAGGUGGCAAUCAAUUUUGGUUAUUAUCACCUAACAAUGAAAUUCGACGUGAUGAUUUUUGUUUUGAUUCUGGUAUGAAAAACAAUACCGUUGGUUUAUAUCGUUGUCAUGGUGUACAGGGUAAUCAAAAAUUUACUUAUGACGAAGACAAUACUAUUCGUCAUGAAGGACAAUGUUUAGAGAUCAAUAUUGAAAAAUCCAGUGUUCAACUUGCCUCAUGUACUGGAUCAUUAAAGCAACAAUGGAAAUUUAAUCGCAAACCGUAUAUGCCAACCGCUGUAGAUUUUAAUCGAUUUUAA
Messenger RNA from Schistosoma mattheei, 1872 nucleotides. The record is from the annotation of a GenBank genome assembly. Lineage: Eukaryota; Metazoa; Platyhelminthes; Trematoda; Strigeidida; Schistosomatidae.